UCGCGAGUACCUGUUUCACUGGCGCCUGUCGAAACGCGAAGCUGGGAAUUUGGGAAAAACGCUGAAAAUAUGUGGGAUACAGUAAUUCCCAUGCGUCCUUUUCUGUGAACGGAACAUAUUUGUGUUUUAUUCUCGGAUUCAGGACAGGAACAACCUAAACUCUACCCGACAUAGACAACACAAGACAAUUUAAUGUACGAGGAAGCUCAACGUCAGCGAGAAUUCUCCUUUCCCACGCGUAAGCUGAUACUAUUAUAAGUACGACUAAUGAUAGCUGAGGGGCGCGCACCAGCCUGGAAAUGAAUCCAAAUAUGUCAACCGCUGACCCCUGUGAAUUUAAAGCCGUAAUUUACGGUAUUGACGAGCAUGGACACGAAAUAUUAAAGGAGAAUUCCGAGGUUCAGAUACCUAUGUUUUUCCACCAUGUGUUAGAGUUUAAACACUUCGUCAUGGAUUUCGUUGGAGUAGAAAGCAUUGCAGAGGAGAUUGGAUUUAUUCAAUAUGAUGUGUUGCUAUAUCGUGUGAGCGACAAUAAUGAGCGCUUCGCAGUGCGGACACAGCACCAGUAUAGUAUGCAGAUGCUGAAACUGCGUGCAAACAGAAAUGACAUACUUGAAAUAAUGAUCUGUAAGAAGAUCAUUGCAUGUGUCAAAGGUCGACCGGGGUCAAUUUUAAUUGUUCCCACGGUAUCAGGAGGUCAGACGAUGAGACGAGACCCGGAUGUUCAAUAUUCGGUGGUAUUCCAGAAAGAAGACCAAAUGGAAGAAUCAGCAGUUCCAUUGACGCAUAACAACAUCGGCAUGCCAGAAAGGAGGCGCAAGAAGAACCCGCAAAGGCUGAAGAUGACGAUUUGUUCGACAAGAUCCGACGAACCGACGUCGUCCAGAGGAACAACCGGCAACAGGCAACGUUUAACGAACUGGCAGCCAUGUUGAAAGAGCUGAACAAUUCCACCCCGGUCUCGGAGGGCAAGUUCUUGUGUGGUAACUGCGGCAAGGAACGACUGGUGUGUCCCAACCGUAACAAUGUCGGAAGAGUCAAGUACUUCCGCCGGAAGCACUAUGACACUUGCGUGGCUUCCGGUGGCAGAGGGAAACAGAGGGUCUCAAGCCAAAAUCGGCCGUUCAGCGUCAUACCCUUUGAUUGCGACGAAUCUAUCGAAGGAAGUCGAGACGAGCCCGAGUCUGUCGAUGAAACGAUGGGAUCAGAUGUGUCAAGGGAGAUAACUCCAACUAAAGACAUGAUUAAUACCGUUCCAGGUUUAGUCCAUUCCGAUGUAGUGUAUGUAAAGCAAGAGUGGAAUUCUUAAUAUGCAACGUUUUGUUGGGAAAUAAGUCGUGCAAGACAAUUAAGAUGCAUUUUGAUGAAAUUAAAGUGCACUGUAUGAUAC
Messenger RNA from Haliotis rubra (blacklip abalone), 1390 nucleotides. RefSeq lists its product as uncharacterized. Bases 300 to 935 code for a protein of 211 amino acids. The record is from RefSeq and is a predicted model, not a curated record. Lineage: Eukaryota; Metazoa; Mollusca; Gastropoda; Lepetellida; Haliotidae. The transcript is spliced from 2 exons.